CUCUCUCUCUCGUCGAUCGAUCCACGCUGUUCAAGCAGGUGGCAUGGCGGUCUCCGCCAUGUACGCGGCGGCGGCCCUGGGCAGGAGGAACCGUACGGUGACGGCCGCCGUCGCCGUCCUCGUCGUCUCCCUCUCGCUGCCGCUGCUCUUCCCCUUCGGCGCGGCGGCGCAGGAGCUCGACGAGGAGGGGGACUUCAGCUACCGGCGCGAGGACGGGAACGGGCCGACGCGGUGGGGCGCGGUGCGGCGGGAGUGGGCGGCGUGCUCGGUGGGGCGGCUGCAGUCGCCGAUCGGGCUCUCGGACACGGUGGCGGCGCUGGUGGACAGCCCGGGUCGGCUGGGCCGGUCCUACCGCCCCGCCGCGGCGUCCCUCGUCAACCGGGGCCACGACAUCAUGGUGCGGUUCAACAGCAACCCCGGCGGCGUGGUCAUCGACGGCGUGGCCUACCGGCUCCGGCAGAUGCACUGGCACUCGCCCAGCGAGCACGCCGUCAACGGCCGCCGCUACGCCCUCGAGCUCCACAUGCUGCACCAGAGCGAGGCCGGCAACAGGUACGCCGUCGUCGCGCAGCUCUACAAGGUCAGCCGGACGCGCCGCGAUCGGACCAUACGCAGGCUGGAGCGCUACAUCAGGAGGAUCGCGAGGAGGGAGAACCACGAGGAGCUCAUCGACGAGGUGGUGGACCCGCGGCGGCCGGUGAGCCGGAGCACCGUGUACUACAGGUACACCGGCUCCUUCACCACGCCGCCGUGCACGGAGGGCGUCACCUGGGUGGUCGCCCACCAGGUACGGCGCGUGACGCGGCGCCAGAUCCGGCUCCUGCGGAACGCCGUCAAUGACGGCGCGAGGAGGAACGCGCGGCCACUUCAGGAGGCGAACGGCAGGAGCGUCGCCUUCUACUACGCAUCGCCGGCGCACGGCCGACGGGCGACGGGGGACUAGCGAGGAGACGGCCGGCCGGCGACAUCUCGGAGUACGUCGUCCCUCGGCGUGCGCUGCUUCUUGCGUACACGUGGCCAAGCAGUUCAUGCAUGUCCCUAUAACCGGUGUUCCCCCAAAUCAAUUCAUUGCAACGUAGCACAAUUGAAUUGAUGUAAAAAAAAUGAAGGAAACAUUUUGCCAUAGAAAUUGAGUAUGAGUUUAUUUGGAGGACUAUUUCCUUGUUUCUAUGAGGGAGAUUACACAAUCUGAAAAGAGA
This is a messenger RNA of Setaria italica (foxtail millet), 1199 nucleotides long. Its product is annotated as alpha carbonic anhydrase 7. Gene Ontology annotation, molecular function: carbonate dehydratase activity; zinc ion binding. The record is from RefSeq and is a predicted model, not a curated record. NCBI's taxonomy places the organism in Eukaryota, Viridiplantae, Streptophyta, Magnoliopsida, Poales, Poaceae. The coding region runs from base 44 to 943 and encodes 299 amino acids. The transcript has 4 exons.